Lepisosteus oculatus (spotted gar) is the source of this 2865-nucleotide messenger RNA. It is a transcript of the gene egfl6, whose product is annotated as EGF-like-domain, multiple 6. Gene Ontology annotation, molecular function: calcium ion binding. The record is from RefSeq and is a predicted model, not a curated record. Gene Ontology annotation, cellular component: membrane. NCBI's taxonomy places the organism in Eukaryota, Metazoa, Chordata, Actinopteri, Semionotiformes, Lepisosteidae.
AGAGAGCUCCUAAGUGCUCCUACAUCUGGGAACCUACUCGUAGCCCUCAGAGAGGGAGAGAGAGAGGGGAAGGGAGAGAGAGAGGGGAAAUAGCUGAACAAAGACAAGAGACUGCUGGAGACUGCCUUGUGCUGUGUUGGGACUCCUGCCUCAAAAGCCCUGCAGAGUGCAUGGAGUGAAAAACGACAGGCGAGUACGAUCAGGGACAGGAAUUUGCAGGGCCAAGGAAAAAGAAAGAAGAAACUUGAUUUGUAGGACAAGAAACUUGAGGAGAAAGUCUGGUUGAAAAGGGCUGCUGGUGGUAAGAUCCAAAGACAUGAUGCCAAUUACCUGGAUAAGUGUGCUGUCCUUCUUUCUGUAUAUUUCCACUGGGAAUGCUGACAUUUACAGACACAACCGACAGGUCUCAUCAGGUACCCAGCCAGGAGUCUGUCGCUAUGGAAGGAGACUAGAAUGCUGUUAUGGCUGGAAGAAGAAUGAUAAAGGCCAAUGUGAAGCUCUCUGUGAACAUGGCUGCAAGCACGGAGAAUGUGUUGGGCCCAACAAAUGCAAAUGUUUCCCAGGAUAUACUGGAAAAGCAUGCAAUCAAGAUCUGAAUGAAUGUGGCCUAAAACCACGCCCCUGUGAGCACAGAUGCAUGAACACUCAUGGCAGCUACAUGUGCUACUGUCUCAAUGGAUACAUGCUGAUGGCUGACGGCUCAUGUGCCAAUUCCAGGACUUGCAUCAUGGCCCACUGUCAGUAUGGCUGUGAAGAGGUCCAGGGCGAGGUGCGCUGUCUCUGUCCUUCGGCAGGACUUCAACUGGGACCAGACGAGAGAACCUGCGUUGAUGUUGAUGAAUGUUCAACAGGAAAACGUCUCUGCCCUUACAAUAGACGAUGUGUAAACACUUUUGGAAGCUACUACUGCAAAUGUCAGAUUGGUUUUGAUCUCGAAUAUGUUGAUGGCAAAUAUGAUUGUGUGGAUGUUGAUGAAUGUGCAAGCAACACCCACAAGUGCAGUCCCCAGGCUCAGUGUUUGAACACACAUGGAUCCUACAAAUGUAAAUGCAAGCCUGGCUUCAGAGGCAGUGGCUUUGAUUGCUCUGUCAAGCCUUUUUUCCAAAAUUCAUGGGAUGGAGACAAAGGCAGUGCUGAUGAUUUCCUCAAUGCCAUUCCUGACAGCCCCAGCAAAGAAAGUCCACGUAUUCUCGGAAAUGGCAAAGAUCCCUUGACAAAGCUGGUGGUCGACAACAACAGGGAGCUGGAAGGCGAACAGCGGAAGAAUGUUAUCCCUGAGCCCCAGCCCACUGCACCUCCCAAAAAUCGCCUGCAGCCAUUCGAUUAUGAGGAUGGGAUCUAUAUUGGGGGCUCAGUGGAGGAAAAGGACCCUGAGGAUGAUGUGUUCUUGGAGGAAGAGGACAACCUGGAGAACCAAAUCGAAAGCAAGGAGACCAGCCGUAGGGGAGAUGUGUUCAUCCCUGAGGAGUACAAGUCUGUGAUUGGUCGUCUUACAGUGACGAAAGAAGCUCCUGCCGUGGUGCCUGGCCAUGAGGAAUUCAUCAUCGACUGUAGCUUUAACCAAGGAGCUUGUGAAUGGAUGCAGGACACUGAAGAUGACUUUGACUGGAGUGUAGCAGACCAUGAUAAUGGAAUUGGAUACUACAUGGCUGUUCCGGGAUUUGUUGGCGAGAGGAAAGACGUUGGGCGCCUGAAACUCCUGCUGAGUGACUCUGCAUCACAAAGUGGCUUCUGCUUGACUUUUAACUACCGAUUGAUCGGCGAGAGGAUUGGCAAACUCCGAAUCCUGCUGGAUGACAGCGGCUCUCCUCUCUGGGAGCGGAGCAAGAGCAGAGACGAGAGCUGGCAAACGGAGCUUGUGACUGUGUCCUGGAGUAAAGCAGCUCCAGAACAUGUUGUUUUUGAAGCUGAACGUGGAAAAGGAAAAGCUGGAGAGAUUGGGCUGGAUGAUGUUGUUUUAACCUCUGGAUCUUGUCAAGAAGAUGACUCUGUUGUGUUUUAAGCCAAUUUGCACUUUGCAAAGGUGCAAGGCAUGAUGAUCCAUUAAGACAACACACCUCAAAGGCAGAACCUUCUUUUGAAUGUUUCUGUCUUCAGAGUUUACAGUAAUUAAAAAAUGAACUAGAAUGUUUACAUGAAUCCUCAUUAAAGAAGAAAAAUCUUUUGUGUUCUGUAUUUCUAAACAGUUCCCUUUUGUAGCACAUUCAAAAAACAAACCUCUGUAGUGUGUGUAGUUUUGCUUUUUUAAUUAUUUAUAGUGUCUUAAAAGCAAAUAUCUGAAGACAAGUACAAGCUGGGGGUGGUUAUGUGCAUUUUUGCAGAUUUAACACAAUACUUGGUCAUAUUCUGAUGUUUUCCUAUUGAUGUCAGUCAAAAUAUUGAUGUUUUGUAAGUUACGGUAGAGAAUCACAACAUAAGGAAACAAAUGAACAUACAGCUACACCUUUCAAAGAAAUAUUUUUAAUUUGGAGUUAAUACGUUUUUUUAAAUAUAGACAUCUCGGGUUUUUUUUAAGAAAACAUGGGGAAUAUUAGAUAUAUAAACUAAAACAGUAUGUUGGAUUAUUCUGGAUUAUUCUACUUUAAAAAACACUUCUGUUCCACAAAUUAGGCAAUGUUACUAAAUGUACUGUACCACAUUGUAGUGUGGAAAAUAUGGUAGGGUUAAAGAAGACAGCAUUGAUCAAACGGAAUUAUGUAUACUAAAAUGAACCUUCAAGUAAUUCCACUGAUCUUCUGAAAUGUUCUCAAAAUAUAUUGAAUGACCCGUUCAUCUUAUGUUUUUAAAAAGUUUAUUAUCAUUGUAACUAUGUUUAACAGCUGUAAAUUUUGCUUUAUUAUCCUAAUAAAUCUGUUUGUUUUUAUA